AUGGUUGCCUCUGGGCAGGACUGUGACAGCAGUCAGGCAGUGCUUGCCUGCCCUCAUUACCAGUUUGGAGAGAGAAAAGUGAAAGAUCUGAUGCAACAGCAUCUGGUCUAUGCCUCAUGUGGAGACUUUCAACCAAGAUCUCAAGACAAGUUAGACAAUUGGAAUGACACUCAUCAAACUUCUACGCCACCAUCAACACUGCCAGCACCAUCAACCCUGCCAGCACCACCAUCAACACUACCACCACAAUCACCACCACCCCCAUCAUCAUCACCUCUGCUAGUGCCAUCCACUGAAAAUGAGACCCUUCACAUGUCAUCACCACCACUUAGACGCUUACCCAGGAAGCACAAGGAAGGACUAAAGGAAAAGAUAAAGCUUAUUGAGGGUAAAAACACCAAAGUAGAUCCAGACGGCAUGAGGAUGGCCACAUCUUCUGCAAGAAAAUCAAAGAGGCCAGGGUACAUGCACCCUUUGUUACAAACUCCUGGCAAAGACUUUUUCAUUACAGACUCUGGCCAGUUCUUGUGGCCAGGGCAAAGGAAAAAAGACAAAGGAAGACCCAAGGCUUGUCCUGGAUGGCGACACAAUCUGUGA
Messenger RNA from Saccostrea cuccullata (small rock oyster), 597 nucleotides. RefSeq lists its product as uncharacterized. Bases 1 to 597 code for a protein of 198 amino acids. The transcript has 4 exons. The record is from RefSeq and is a predicted model, not a curated record. Lineage: Eukaryota; Metazoa; Mollusca; Bivalvia; Ostreida; Ostreidae.